CAUCAGGUUGUGCCGUUUCUGGCAGCGAAUCUGCCUUUCCGGCAGCAGAGACGACAGCUGCUGGUUGCAAGGCGAUCUAGAAUCCAAAUAUGGCAGGGCGCUGUCAGUGUCACAGGGACCGCUGACAGUGCAGCAGAAAUCGGGAACGCUCUGCAAAGGAGAUUCUAACUGUUGGCGCCGCAGAUCUUCCUUGAUUCUUUGGUCUUCGUGCAGUGCUGGGCUGGUAGCGGGGACGUCCUGUGGCUUGCAGUUGUUGGCGGCAAGCUAAGCACGGCGAUGCAGUCACUGCAGGAGCAGGCCUCUCAGAAAAGCGGUGUGCCACUGGAUGAAGCAUUUCAGGUCGACGCAGUGAACCUGUAUGAGAGGCUGGGGCAUCAGGUUUUCAUCGAUUUAUCAACGAACUUUUACACCCGGGUCUAUGACGACAAGGAGACCUGGUUUCGGGACAUCUUCGCAAACUCGACCAGAGAGCAUGCCACUCAGAACCAGUACGAGUUCUUCAUCCAAAGACUCGGGGGCCCUCCUCUUUACUCCCAACGGAAAGGUCAUCCCGCGCUGAUUGGGCGCCACGGCCCAUACGCCGUCACGGAGCGAGCGGCGCAGCGGUGGCUCGAGCACAUGGACGAGGCGCUGGACGAGACGGCCGGGAUCGACGAAGACUCGCGGCAGCGGCUGCGGAACUUCUUCAGACAUACGGCCUACUUCUUGGUAGCGGGAAAAGAGCUAGUCAACCGGAACCGCCUUGUUGGCUACGGCGGAAAACACACAGGCGGAGCCUAGGCGGCAGUUGCAGUGAUAUCGUUUAGUUGAGUACUGCACUCAAUUUUGCUCAUGAUCGAUCGAGUUGCCGUAAAAUCUGACCGGCCCGAGUUGACCCAGAACAGCUUCCUACCAUACAGCCUGAUCAUUCACUCACAGAGCAUUCAAAGCAUCUCUAUCAGUGUGCGAUGGUGUCCUCUUUCUCUGAGGCUCAGUCGUUUGCGGACAUGAUUCGCUGCAAGCCAAACCAUACACAAUGCAGAAUGUAUGAAGACUCGCCACGUCUCUUACAGGUAUACAAGUUCGCAAAUGGUUCACGACUUGAAGUCUAACAAGCUAGCCUUUUCAAGCAUGCCAGCGGCCCCGCCUCAUUCUGUUGCACUCUUGCGCAGUUUGCG
Klebsormidium nitens is the source of this 1157-nucleotide messenger RNA. The record is from the annotation of a GenBank genome assembly. Lineage: Eukaryota; Viridiplantae; Streptophyta; Klebsormidiophyceae; Klebsormidiales; Klebsormidiaceae.